Molecule: messenger RNA, 1018 nt
Organism: Emiliania huxleyi CCMP1516
Lineage: Eukaryota; Haptophyta; Isochrysidales; Noelaerhabdaceae
Exons: 1
Coding region: 14-790 (258 amino acids)
Source: RefSeq, a predicted model, not a curated record
GGCGCGGCUGCGCAUGGCGCCGGCCUCGGUGCUCGCCGACCACCUGGUCAUGAAGAUCUGCCACACCAAGCCGACGGAGAGCGAGUCGCUCCUCGCCCUCGGCGCCCGCAUCACCGCCCAGGGCGCCAACGCGCUCAUCGAGCUGAUCCAGCGCUGGCGCACCGCCCAUGCGGACGUGGCCGGCGGCGCGUCCCAGGGCCCGGCGGCCUCCCAGGGCGGAGCGUCGGCCGCGGGCGCCAGCCAGGGCGGCGCGCCGAUGCAGCUGCCGACAGAGACGUACACGCCUGCGGCGCCGUGGAAGCUCGCGGUGCCGCCCGCCGGCAAGAAGCCGCCUGUGUGGGACGCGUCGUGGCGCCGCUUCCAGCAGGGCCAAAAGGAGAGCAUCGAGCAGAUCGCGCUGACGCAGGUGAGCGGCAAGGCCAUCCUGCCCUCGACGGUCAGCGGCCAUCUGCUCACGGCGCUGGUGCAGGGCCGGCCGGUCGAUUUGGCGCGGCUCGCGCAGCAGGUGACCGCGCAGGGGCUCGCGCCGCCGUCCGAGGACGAGUGGGAUCGGCUCGAGAGCGCGGAGGCGGCGAGCGGGAUCAACGUGGUGACGACCCUCAAGCUGGUCAAGACCGACAUGUGCAAGGUCUUCCUCCCGGCGGCGGAGAAGGAGUGGGCCGAGCGCGACGACGCCGAGAAGGCCGAGGUUAGCUACUGGUACGCCAAGCUAGACUGGUACACGGCCUUCCGCAAGGUGGGUCUGGUGCCCAGCUUCGCGGGAGCGGCGAAGCAGGCGAGGAUGGCGUGAGUCUUGCACUUGGAGCGCAUGCGCGGGCGGAGCGGCGAAGCAGGCGAUGAUUGGCGUGAGUCUUGCACUUGGAGCGCAUAUGCGCGUGGAGGUGCGCGUGCGUGGGUACUGUACUCGGGGUGUCGGACAACGGUUGUCCUAUGUCGCGGAGAUAGAGGGAGAUACGGGGAGAUAGAGGGAGAUACGGGGAGAUAGCGCAAAAAAUCGUCCAGACUAGGGCGCUGGUUC